Molecule: messenger RNA, 2196 nt
Organism: Auanema sp. JU1783
Lineage: Eukaryota; Metazoa; Nematoda; Chromadorea; Rhabditida; Rhabditidae
Source: the annotation of a GenBank genome assembly
AUGGGUGCAGAAGCUAAAUUAUAUCUUCAAGAACACUCCAUCCCCCAACUUUUUGAGGGAUUAAUGACGGGCCUCAUAUACAACCGACCAGAGGACCCCUUAGGAUUUUUGGAAGAUGCGAUUCGGCAAUUAAAGGAAAACCCUGACAAUCAUUUGUCUUGGGAUAUGUUCAUUGACAAAGGGAUAACUUCAUCAGAACGUCGGGAAAUUGCCUCGAAGCGAACCAUCCGUAGUCAUAACGGACCAACUAUCAAAGAUAAUAUAUUAAAUGAAGAUAAGAAGAAAAAAGUGAAAGAAAAGGAGAAAGAAUCCUCCGUUGACCAAGAGAACAAAACAAUGCGUGAACACUCGCGAGAUGCUCGUCGAACUACAACUGGAAGCCGAGCUUUGCAUCGGCAACCAUCGGUGAUAAAAGCCUCUGAAGUCGCUCAAAUACCUGAUGUCCCAAUUAUUCUCUUCAUGGGAGGACCAGGUGGUGGGAAGACAAGACAUGCAGCUCGAGUCUCAGAUGCUUUAUCAGAAAGAGGACUUGUCCAUAUAUGCAUGCCAGACGUCAUACGUAAAGCUUUGACAAGAUAUAAAGAUAAAUAUGCUGAAUGGAAGGGUGCCAAUGAUCAUUAUAUGAGAGGCGAACUCAUUCCUAAUCAUUUGGCAUUAGCUUUAGUGAAAGCUGAAAUGGGCCGACAUAAGAAUGCUACCGCUUUCUUCCUCGAAGGGUUCCCUCGAGAAGCUCGUCAAGUUGAAGACUUUGAAAGACAGGUCAAAACUGUGAAUAUGGCUCUAAUUAUUGAUUAUGACGAGAAAACUCUGAGAGAUCAUAUGGAAAGAAGAGGGCUCGGUAUGGAACUUAUUGAUCAGAAAAUCAAGGAGUUCAAACAAAAAACCUUGCCCUCGGCCAAGUACUUUGAUGACCAAAAGCUGCUCCAUCUGAUUCCGGGAGAAAAGGAUGAUCAAGCUAUUUUUGAAAGAAUGAAAUCGCUGGUUGAAAAAGCUAUGGAAUCAGGCAUUCCGGUUUACAACAGCAAUCCUCCUAGCCAAAAUGGUGCACCUGCGUCUAAGCCAGAAUCAAGAGCGGAAACAAGUCAAUCUCGUAAUGAGGAAAUAAGUGCUGCAGCUAUCACCGCCACGGCGGUAGAGGCUGCUGCUGAGAUGGUGGCAACUUCUCAAUCGCCAAUUAUUAACGAAGUUCCUCCCGUUGUUUCGCCGGAUGUUGAAAAAGAUACUUCUCAGCCGAAAGAAGCCUCCAGAAAGAGCACAGCAGCGGGACGACCACCAACCAACCCAAGUCGACCUGGAAGCCGAAAAUCUAGAAAGUCGACAGCCUCUUCAAACGCCCGUAUUGUGGAGUCCAAAGCGGAAGAAUUUAUUUCUCCUGAUGUCCCUGAAGUUGUUGUUGUUCCAACUUCGGCAAGCCCAUCCGUACGACCCACUACCAAAGCUGGUUCACGCCCGAGUACAGGAGCUGCCCCACCUUUGGAAACAGUUCUAUCGAGCGUAGACAUCAAUGAUGAAAUUGUUGGAGAUUCUACUGUUCGAACGGGACUACCUAACAACGCACCUGUCGUUUUGAUAGUUGGCGCUCCGGGAUCGAAUAAAGCCGAAAUCGCGAAACGAAUAGUUCAGAAGUACGACGGUUUCAUUCUUUUGUCAAUGGGCGAAUUACUGAGACGAAAAGCUGCAGAAAUGAGAGAGGAUGAUAUUUGGAAACGAGUCAAUACCAAAAUGGAACAAGGAGAGCCUGUGCCGAUGAUCUUAUGUCGAGAUGUGCUUUUCACUGAAAUGCAUAACAUAGGUCAAACUAGUUGGGGUUAUGUAAUCGAAGGAUAUCCGAGAACUUUGUCUCAAGUAACAGAUUUGGAAAACAUAAUUGAGCGAAUAGAUGUGGUGAUUUUGGUAGACUGUACGGAGCAGUAUUGUGAAGAAGUAGUUAAAAAACGUUAUGAAUUAAACAAAGUAGAUAGACCAGAUGAUACACCAGAAGUAUUCAAGAUUCGAUUAGCUUCUUUCAAACAAAAUACAUUACCCAUGUUGAAAUACUUGGACGAUAAAGGAAAACUACGAGUGGUUGACGGGGACCAAGACAUUGAUUCUGUCUUCAAAGAUGUUUGCCAAACUAUCGACUCUACAUUAUUCAUUGAAGGAGACGACGGUGAAGGACACAGCUUAGAUGAAUCCAAGAAAGGCAGUCUUAACUAG